Messenger RNA from Caenorhabditis sp. 36 PRJEB53466, 1737 nucleotides. The record is from the annotation of a GenBank genome assembly. NCBI's taxonomy places the organism in Eukaryota, Metazoa, Nematoda, Chromadorea, Rhabditida, Rhabditidae.
AUGCCAAACUCGGUACAUCUGGCGCCAACAGGCAGCGGACAGCAGAAGAAGGCGAAAUGGGGCACGCGAGAGCCGAAAUCGGGCAACGAGAAGGGAAAAGGCGAGAAGCCGUCGAACGAGAGACUUCUUUCCGCCGAAAAGCUGUCGGAUCUGGUCGUCAAGAAGAAGAUCGCGAUGACUAAUGCGACUGGCAAGAGGAAGAAGGUGGGACUCGCUCAAAACACGACUAUAUCUCAGCUGCCAGUGAAGAUAUCGAAAAGUUGUCAACUGAAACGUUGUUCAUCGAAAAAUUGUGCACAUUUUAUCAGUUGAACACUUUUCGCCAUUUUCACCGGCCACUGAGAUACAGCGCGUUGAACCAUCACUUUAGGAGAAGGCUGAAAAGGAGAAAGUGGUGCCGGAGCCGCCGAAAAAGUCGUUGCGCCGUCGAGUUCUGUCCAAAGAGAAGCCGUCCAGCUCUUUGCAGGCGCCCAGUGACAAUAAGGUUGGGCAAAAUCGACAAUAUCACUCAAAUUCGACGCAAUUUCAGUCGGAUAUAGUGGAGGUGGUGUCGAAUGAUGAGAAGUCGAUGGACAAAAAGCGAUCGAUCGAGCCGUCGAAAGAGGACGGAUCCAAGGUGGAGGCGAAGAUCGAGGUGAAGAAGAAGAAGAAGAAGGAGAAGGAGACGAAGCCGGCGAAAAAUGUGAAGCCGCCGCCGGUGCCGAUCGAGGACAAGUUCAACAUGCAACUCGCGCAGAAGUUCUUCAAGCAAAUGCUCGAAUCGAAAAAGAGUAGCAAGCAGACGUUUAGCAGCGAUUUGGUGAGUUGUGUGUCGAGAUACGCAAAAGUGGUCAACUGAGCAAAUACUCUUGAACACAUUGGCUACAUUUCAUCAGUUGACCGCUUUUUGAUAUCUCCACCGGCAGCCGAGAUAUACAGAGUUUGAGGGCAUGGAGACAAUGCCGGAACCGUCGGACAUUCGAAUGUCGUUGAAGGCGGCGAAAAAGAAUCGGAAAAAGCAUGCGAAAACGUCGCGGAAGCCGCUGGAUCGCAACAUUUUCAAACCGAACGGCGAGCCGGUGUGGGUGGUGCACGAUUCGAGCACGGAAGUGAUCACGGAGGACGGCGUCAAAACGAGAUACCCCGAGUUGUUGGCCGCGUUGGAAGAGGACAAUCUCGAGAUGGACGACACGAAACAGUGGUGCAGGAUGGUGAACGGCUUCCUCGACGGUCUCUACACAACGGGCAUGAUCAAGGAGGUGCCCGAGUUUGAUCCGUACGCGCCGUACGACGAAAUAAUGGAACGAUCGGAGAUGCUGAACCGGAAAGAGUCGGUCAUCUAUUAUACAAUGUGCAAUUUGUUGUGUCUUUGCAAAGGUGGGUAAAGUGUUUUCGUUGAUCGACUGGGACCACACACGUGAUUCUCACAGCCGCGAUGGAUCGUUUCGAUUUGCACAAGGAUGAGAAUCCGCGAGAGAAAUGGAUGCGAAUUCAGGAGGAACGGUUGCGGGCAAUGAAAAGGGAGGAGGAGGAGGAGCGCACCGCAAUCGUCACUUCGAUCCGAUUCAAUAUGGAGGGCACGUUCAGCAUCAGUUAUGAUGUACGUGAUAUCGCCUCUUAAUCGACGACCGCGCGCCCCACAAUAUCGCCAAUUUCCAGAGACGUCGUCCGAUCAUGUCGAUCCAAAAGUUCCGCAAAAAGUACCAGAACCGUCUGCGCGUGUCCGCCGAAAAAUGCUCGCGUGAGAAUGGAAAAUGA